Zea mays is the source of this 1372-nucleotide messenger RNA. Lineage: Eukaryota; Viridiplantae; Streptophyta; Magnoliopsida; Poales; Poaceae. The record is from RefSeq.
AGCCCUAGGUCUGAACUCUCUCGGACGGGUGACAGGCUGACAGCCGCCGCCCGCCAGCUUUGGAGAGCCACGGUGACAGGCCGCCAGCAGCCAUCGACGGCCCUCCCUCCACCUCGCCGUCGUCCCUCUUCCCCCAUCUCGCCGAGCCAUCGUCCCUCCACAGCAGGACCACCUCACCGAGCCGUCGUCCCUCCACAGCAGGAGUGCAGGACCGCAUCGCCGAGUCGUCGUCUCUCCACACCAGGUUCGCCGUCGCGGCGCGGCUACCUCGCUCCGGCUCCCAGCUCGUCCGGUCCAGCUCACUCGCGGUCGCGACCAUCUCCGUCCACCUCAUCCCUCCGGCAAGCAGUUGCUAAACUCAUCCAGGGUCAGAUCAGCAGCUCUUGCCUUAUCCCGCUGGCUGGCCGCAGCACCGGUGGUGUGGUGGAGGAUGGCAUCGAAAUACGUGGCCAGGGUACCGUCUCCAUGGUGGGCGCCACAACGUCGUUUGGUUGGUUCAUGGGUUUCCGUCUGCUCGGUAAAAUGCGGUGCAUUGGGAGGACGGGAUGUUGUGUGCGCUGCUGUUAGCUUCAGACCAUGCAUCGACAUUCACAAGGGGAAAGUUAAGCAGAUUGUUGGUUCUACUCUUCGGGAUUCAUCCAAUGAUGGCAUGGAACUUGUGACAAACUUUGAAUCAGACAAAUCUCCUGCAGAAUUUGCAAAAUCAUAUAAAGAAGAUGAACUUCUUGGAGGACAUGUUAUAAUGCUUGGCUCAGAUCCUGCAAGCCAGGCUGCUGCACUCGAGGCACUACAUGCAUAUCCUGGUGGCUUGCAAGUUGGAGGUGGAAUAAAUUUGCAGAAUGCAAUGUCUUACCUUAAUGAAGGGGCCAGUCAUGUGAUAGUGACCUCUUAUGUGCUUAGCGAUGGCAAGAUGAACAUUGAAAGGCUGACAAAACUUGUCGAGCUGGUUGGGAAACAGAGGCUUGUGCUGGACCUUAGCUGUCGAAAAAAGGAUGGCAGAUAUACUAUUGUAACUGACAGGUGGCAGAAGUUCAGUGAUGUGUUUGUGGAUGAACCGGCAUUAGAAUAUCUCGCUGCCUUCGCAGAUGAGUUUUUGGUUCAUGGUGUUGAUGUGGAGGGCAAAAGGUUAGGGAUUGAUGAGGAACUUGUGGAACUAUUGGGGCAUCAUUCACCAAUCCCAGUAACUUAUGCUGGGGGUGUGUCAACAAUGGAUGACCUAGAGAGGAUAAAGAAGGCAGGCAAAAGUCGAGUAGAUGUAACUGUUGGGAGUGCUCUAGAUAUAUUUGGAGGAGAUUUACCCUACAAAGAUGUUGUCCUUUGGCACAAGAAGCAAAGUAUGGUUGGCCAAGUGUCAAGGAACAUGUAAAGGAUG